This is a messenger RNA of Phytophthora sojae, 3996 nucleotides long. RefSeq lists its product as hypothetical. The transcript is spliced from 7 exons. Bases 1 to 3996 code for a protein of 1331 amino acids. The record is from RefSeq and is a predicted model, not a curated record. Lineage: Eukaryota; Oomycota; Peronosporomycetes; Peronosporales; Peronosporaceae.
AUGGAGAGCAGAGACACUGUGUCCGGGCAUGUGCUCACACCGGCAUGGGUAUCACUUACAUCGGAAUGGCUUGUGCCAAGCAUUCGGCCUAAUUCUCAAUGGCCCAGAAUUCUUGCAAGUGGUAUGCCUUCAUUCAACGCCCAGCUCGCGGGUGGCACAAGUCACCGCAACGGUGACCAUCUUGGAGAUCACGACGACGAGGGGCAGCCAAAUUUUAAUCCCUGGCACAGUAUUGAAGACGAAUAUCUAUCUGAACCUCUCUCCAGCCCACAAAUGCUGGUUCACCUAGGCGGCCAAGUGGACAUGAGCCGAGCUUUCACUGACGAAGAGCUCGCAAAUCUCGUGGUUCGCCUGGCAAAGUACGUGGAGAGCGGUUCCUAUGAUGAAGACAAUGAAGAUUUCUCACUCCUACGAUCAGAAUUACGGCAUCGCAUGCAGGAGGUAUAUCGCAUCGCUUGGGGCGUACCACCAAUGAAGCAUCUACUCGGGUACUGCAGCAAUAUCAUGCUUUUGAACGAAGGAUCGGACCUUUACUUCAAUCAUAGUAAUUUGCGCGAUAUCAUCAGCAGAAGCAAGUACGCCAGCGUACCCGAUGUCACAUUGAUUACUGUGGUGACCAUACUGAGAGGGCUUGCGUUCGAGCUUUGGCAGCUAUACCAAAAUCAACUUUGGGUCGACCUUGCUGAGCGAGAACUCAAGUACACUAGCAAAAGCAGUGGUAACAAAUCCGCAUUCUCCACCACGUUUGGUAUCAACCGCAUCGUCGCAGCAAACGUCAGCCAUGAAGUGUACGAAUACUGCCAGGAAACCGGCAGUACACCAACUGUCAGUUUGUUUUCUGCUGCCUCUUGGAAGGUAAUCGACGAAGCUCUGGAUAAUUCCGGUACGGCUUCUGAGGCUGCACAAGCCCGUGCAGCUCCUACUAGACCCAAGAAUCCUCUUCAGCAACUUGUUUUGAUCGUUUCCGGUGAUCUUAUGACAUGGGGUGGAUCAAAGACGUAUCCUGCUCUACGUUCCGAGAUCGUGAAGUUGUUCGAGAAGUUGUUUGCGUGGAAAUUCGUUGAUCGAGUUCGGCGAAAUGUCGCGGUGAUAUGCUGCCGUACGAAUGGAAGCUCCAUUUCUUUCGAAGUGACGGACGAAAAGAUCAGUGAAACCCUUACACUUACUUGCGUCGGCUCCAUUAGUGAGGCUCGUGAGCUGCUUCAUCGAGACCCAAAGAAAGCAAAAGGUGCUGCACCAGUGAUAGCAAAGGGUGCAACAAUUUCCAAAGGCCAUUUCUCAAAACGAUUUUCAUAUCGGAGCAUCACCAACACUGGUGUGGUAAAUCGGAUACCGGCGCGCUGUCGAACAUUUGCCAGCUAUUGCUUCGUCACCGACUACCGUCGAGGCUUCUUCGACGAAACUCUUCGAUUUUUUCCUUCUCGAGCAUCAUUACCGAAAACCGUUCUUGGCCCCGUUAUUGGUCGAAUGGUUCUCAGCGAGGCUCCCAAAGCAGACGUACAAGAACCACUUGCUGACGGUGACCCUGGCGAUCCGGUGAAAAUGCAAUUUACUGUUCCUAUCCUUCUUGAAGUCAACGCAGAUGCACGCGUCGUUUGUAUCGUGACGGACAUUCUGGCGAACCAGGACGUUCGUGUUGUGCAAACUCUGACAAGAUACCAUCCUCACGUGUUUAUAAUCCCGUCUUUAGUACCGGAACGUCGCUACGUCUGCCGCUUCGAGGGCAUCGCUAACUCUGAAAGCCGUCGGGGGAGCUUUCACACACCACCAAGCUCUUCAGCGGCACUCAAUUUCUUGACUGUUAGCUCCAACUUUCCCGAGCAAAUGGAGGAGACUUCAGAAAGUUUGUGGGCAGCGAUAAGAAAGCGCGCUCAAGUGUCGUGGUGUGGGCUGGAUAUGAUCUUGCACUUGGGCGGCCAGGUGCCCAUGCACGAAGCUGCGUUCGAGUGCUUGGACUGGAUGGAUAAAUUACUGACCUCUUUGCGUCGAAAAGUACGGCAACGCAUGCAACAGCGCUACCGUUUAUGCUGGAACAUCCCAAACGUGCGUGAAACGCUAGCACACACCAGCAACUGGUUCCUACGCUCGCAGGCAGACGUUGCGCAAUUUUUCCGCAAUCACGAAAUCCUUUACACAAAGGCUGCACAGCUUGUGCUCUCUGAAGCCAGACAGAUCGUUGCAGACUACCAGCUUUCGCUCAUGCUGCAAGAUACCAGCGACGAAGGUGAAGUAGUUGAUGAAAGCCGAGACGAGCCUGUUGACACGGCCCAAUUCAUUCAGACUGGUGAGGUGGGGAUCUUCAUGUGUGAUAUGCGCAGUACGCCUCACGAUGACGUUGUGACGUGCAACAAUCGACUUCUAACUCCACUCACCCAGCAAGAACGCGCCGUCAUAGGUGAAAAACAAUGGAUGUUGCUGGAAAAAGCUCUGAAAAAGAAGGCCGUGAUGGUGUUUGUGCUCUGCAUGGAGCAUCCGCUGAUACUUACCGACGCGAAAUACGUUGACGCUAUGCGUGAAGAUGCUACGCUUUCGGGCGUUGAUCAAAGUCAGGAGGAGGCCUCAGGUCGCUGGAAACUGUACGAUCGCCAAAGUCUAGCGCAGCACUGGGUUUCGUGUCGCCGGCAGCUGGAGCAGUUGCUGAACUUGCUUUUCCGAUGGAAAGCAAAGCACCGUGGCCGGGAUGUGAUCGUGCUUAGCGGUGGGAUGCGUGUUGGGCUUGAAACAAUGCUGCAAGAUCGUGACACUAAACUAUCCGUUCGCAACCUUACCGUCGGCCCGCUAACAGCACGAGUUGAGCCGGAUUUCAACGACAUGCCCCUCUCUGGUACAGCAUGCCCGACAUUCCUCGGUGGUGCACAGCGAGACGAACGCUUUACGUUCUCGCACUCAAUCGUAGCCAGCAAAAACUACCUUUUGACGCAUGCUGUCAUCACUCGUGAGCAAGAGGUCAAAUCUGCGAGUAUCGAGACAGAGUUUAUCGCAGACGAUGGUCAAGUGGACACAGCUCACCCUGUCAACCAAUACCGGAGGUUCCCAGGUUGGUGGUCGGACUACGUGCCUAUGGGCAAGGUCGUUUUCUGGGACGACACUGUCAUGAUGCGAGCGCAGUCCGACGAGGACGUAACGUCGCUGGCGCGAUAUCUGCGAGAUGGACGAGAGUUCACCGCAGCGCUUGAGGUUCUCUUUGAGAAGCACCAGUUUGCCGAAGCAGCGCGUAUGGAAGAGUUGCGCAGUAAGCACCGCAGACGACAGCGCGGUCCCGAUGAGCUGCGGUCAAGUCUUCGCGCCGUCUUCGCCGAGCUGUGGAAAGUGCUCCCGGAGUCACAUCGCCAGCGCGUGGCCUACUUCCGAGACGAGUUCGUGUUCGACUUCUUGCUAACGUACCUGGGGCCGGACCUGUUUAAGGACAACAAAGCACAAGACGACGAGAGGCCACCGCUUGAGUUCGCGGCCUUCUCCACGCUGUGUCGAGACUUCAUCUUCAAUGCCGCGGUGCUCAAUCUGAGUCUGAAGAUGCAGCAGGAAGACGAACGCCGCACGAUUGCACUUCAACGCGCCGAGGCUCGCCGCCAGGCUGCUGAGCGCGAGGCUCAACGACUUCAGCAGGAGCAGCAACGUGCCGAAGAAGAGACCGAGCUUGAGCGUUUGCAGCACGAAGACCCGGAGGAAUACGCGAAACGGAAGUUGGCGGAGCACGAAAUCGCCCAGCAGGAGAAACUGGCGAAGGCCGAGGCGGCUCGGGAACAACGCAAGGCCGAGAAGCUGCGAGACGUGGAGGAAGAGCUGGCGAUCGCGAAGGAGCAACGCAAGCUCGACAAACUCGCCGAGAGCGGCAGCGAUCCCCACGAAUUCACCCGUCGACGCGAACUGCUUGCAGCACGAAUUCGCAAAUUCGAAGAGCGCAAGCGCCACCGCGAAGCCGAUGAAGCACGCCGCCGCGAGAAGAAGGAGAAGAAGAAGAAGGAGAAAGCCGCGCAGCAGAAGGAGGCGCACUAA